AUGGAUCCCUUAUUUGCUUCCGGCUCCGACUCCAGGGAUCCCUUAUUUGCUUCCGACUGCGACUCCACGACUCCGACAACAGGCAUCCCUUAUUUGCUUCCCUACUCCACGACUACGUCUCCGACUUCAGGCAUCCCUUAUUUGCUUCCGACUCCGACUCCACGACUCCGACUCCGACUCCAGGGAUCCGAUAUUUGCUUCCGAUUCGACUCCACGACUACGACUCCGACUCCAAGGAUCCGAUAUUUGCUUCCGGCUCCGACUCCAAGAAUCCCUUAUUUGCUUCUGACUCCGACACCGACUCCACGACUACGACUACGACUCCGACUCCAGGGAUCGCAGAUUUGCUUCCGGCUCCGACUCCAGGGAUCCCUUAUUUGCUUCCGUCUCCGACACCGACUCCACGACUACGACUCUGACUCCAAGGAUCCCAUAUUUGCUUCCGGCUCCGACUCCGACUCCACGACUACGACUCCGACUCCAGGGAUCCCAUAUUUGCUUCCGGCUCCGACUCCAGGGAUCCCUUAUUUGCUUCCGACUCCGACACCGACUCCACGACUACGACUACGACUUCAGGGAUCCCAUAUUUGCUUCCGGCUCCGACUCCGACUCUACGACUACGACUCCGACUACAGGUUCCCAUAUUUGCUUCCGGCUCCGACUCCAGGGAUCCCUUAUUUGCUUCCGACUCCGACUCCAGGGAUCCCUUAUUUGCUUCCGGCUCCGACACCAGGCACCCCUCAUGCUUCCGACUCCAUGACUACGACACCGACUCCAGGGAUCCCUUAUUUGCUUCCGACUCCGACUCCGACUCCAGGCAUCCCUUAUUUGCUUCCGACUCCGACUCCACGACUACGACUCCGACUCCAGGGAUCCCUUAUUUGCUUCCGACUCCGACUCCACGACUCCGACUCCACUGAUCCCAUAUUUGCUUCCGGCUCCGACUCCGACUCCACGACUACGACUCCGAAUACAGGGAUCCCAUAUUUGCUUCCGGCUCCGACUCUGACUCCACGACUCCGACUCCGACUCCGACUCCAGGGAUCCCAUAUUUGCUUACGGCUCCGACUCCAGGGAUCCCUUAUUUGCUUCUGGCUCCAACUCAAGGGAUCCCUUAUUUGCUUCCGACUCCACGACUCCGACUCCGACUCCAGGCAUGCCUUAUUUGCUUUCGACUUGGGCUCCGACUCCAGGCAUCCCUUAUUUUCUUCCAGAUCCGACUCCGACUCCACGACUCCGACUCCGACUCCGACUCCAGGGAUCCCUUAUUUGCUUCCAGCUCCGACUCCGACUCCACGACUACGACUCCGACAACAGGGAUCUUUUAUUUGCUUUCGACUCGAACUCCCACUCCAGGCAUCCCUUAUUUGCUUUCGACUCGAACUCCGACUCCAGGAAUCCCUUAUUUGCUUCCUGCUCCGACUCCGACUCCACGACUCCGACUCCGACUCCAGGGAUCCCUUAUUUGCUUCCGACUCCGACUCCGACUCCACGACUACGACUCCGACUCCAGGGAUCCCUUAUUUGCUUUCAUUCCGACUCCGACUCCACGACUACGACUGCGACUCCAGGCAUCGAUUAUUUGCUUCCAGCUCCGACUCCGACUCCACGACUCCGACUCCAGGGAUCCCUGAUUUGCUUCCCACUCCGACUCCACGACUCCGACUCCGACUCCAGGCAUCCCUUAUUUGCUUUCCACUCGAACUCCGUCUCCAGGCAUCCCUUAUUUUCUUCCGACUCCGACUCCACGACUACGACUCCGACUCCAGGGAUCCCUUAUUUGCUUUUGACUCGAACUCCCACUCCAGGCAUCCCUUAUUUGCUUUCGACUCGGACUCCGACUCCAGGGAUCCCUUAUUAGCUUCCGACUCCGACUCCACGACUCCGACUCCAGGGAUCCCUUAUUUGCUUUCGACUCGAACUCCCACUCCAGGCAUUUGCUUUCGACUCGAACUCCCACUCCAGGGAUCCCUUAGUUGCUUCCGACUCCGACUCCGACUCCACAUUCAAGACUCCGAUUCCACAAUUUUUAUUGCUGGUAAUAUCUAUCUAUCUAUCUAUCUAUCUAUCUAUCUAUCUAUCUAUCUAUCUAUCUCAAAUUCUAUCCGCAUUUCUUUCCGUCUUUCUUUCUUUCUUUCUUUCUUUCUUUCUUUCUUUCUUUCUUUUUUCUUUCACACCACGUUUCUUUCUUUCAUUCUUUUCAGACGACUUUUCUUUCUUUCUUUUUCUUUCUUUCUAUGUAGCUAUCAUUUCAUACCAAAAUAUGAAUUAUUCCAUCACUUCUUUCUUGCUAUCUUUUUUCAAUCGUUUGUUUUUUUUUCUUUUUUCUUUCUUUCUUUCUUUCUUUCUUUCUUUCUUUCUUUCUUUCUUUCUUAA
Messenger RNA from Acanthosepion pharaonis, 2376 nucleotides. The record is from the annotation of a GenBank genome assembly. NCBI's taxonomy places the organism in Eukaryota, Metazoa, Mollusca, Cephalopoda, Sepiida, Sepiidae.